Lemur catta (Ring-tailed lemur) is the source of this 684-nucleotide messenger RNA. It is a transcript of the gene OPRPN, whose product is annotated as opiorphin prepropeptide. The transcript has 2 exons. Gene Ontology annotation, biological process: regulation of sensory perception of pain. The record is from RefSeq and is a predicted model, not a curated record. Gene Ontology annotation, molecular function: endopeptidase inhibitor activity. The coding region runs from base 1 to 684 and encodes 227 amino acids. Lineage: Eukaryota; Metazoa; Chordata; Mammalia; Primates; Lemuridae.
AUGAAAAAAUUAACUUUCAUCUUAGGCCUGUUGGCCCUUAUUUCACAUUUCAUGCCCAGUGAAAGUCAAAGAGACCCCAGACAACUAUAUCCACCUGAUCAGUUGCCACCUCCUCAACCCUACAGGCCAAGAAGGGGUCCGCCAUGUUUCCCUCCUCUCUAUGGCUUGAUACAGAAUCCACCUCCUCCUCCUUUUCGCUUUGGCCCAGGGCGAGUUCCACUUCAGUCCUUUCCACUGGGACCUCCACCCUUUCCAGGUUAUCCAAAUCCACCUUUCCAAUUAGGACCUUACCAUCCAAGACCUAUUAGGGGGCCAAUAUUCCCAUGUCCCCGAUUUCCUGUGUAUCCUACUAUUUACCUUACUUCCUCUAACCCUGAACCCCAAAUAAAAACAACCACCACUGCUACAAUAAUCACCUCUAAACCCACCACCACUGCUGCAGCAUACACCGACACUUCCAUGGAGCCCACCACGACUGCUGCCUCCUCAACAAAGCCCACCACCCCCACAUCAGCAGCAAUGACCCCCACAGCACCUACUGAAGAUGCUACUCAAAUUAUUACCCACCCUCCCGGCACCCUGUUGCUCAGUGCCACUCUCCCAGUGACAACCCCCUAUCCAACUACAGCAAGCAGCACGACCUCUCAGAGUCUUUGGCAAAAAUUCCUUUCCAUUUUUGGUUGA